Messenger RNA from Ilyonectria robusta, 1303 nucleotides. RefSeq lists its product as uncharacterized. The record is from RefSeq and is a predicted model, not a curated record. The coding region runs from base 267 to 1163 and encodes 298 amino acids. The transcript has a single exon. Lineage: Eukaryota; Fungi; Ascomycota; Sordariomycetes; Hypocreales; Nectriaceae.
GCCCCUGUUCGUCAAACUAUGGUCAUGCAUGUCGAGCCGCCUGGUGCUGCCUAUCCGGUUGACAAAAGAGGAAAUAUGGGUGGGGUCGCGGAGUUAGGUCACUCCAUAUAUCUAUCCUGGAUGCCCCGUGUUUGGCGCAGUGUCCUCAAGCAGCUUUAGAGCGUCGAACUUUGACUCGAUCCCUUCCACCCUUCUCAUCCUUCGAAGUUCGUUCUGAGCUUCCGAGGCCAUCUAUUACCCCAAAUUCAGCGAAGCAAAACCACGCCAUGGUCGGGGUCACCGACUUAGUGGCUGACAUGGGGUUCAUCGCCGGUUAUAUCGAAGCAGUUCCAGUAAAGUUUCAAUAUCCCGAGAUUCGUCCCUCGAGCCAGGAGGUCGCCCAACUCCACGAGCUGGCGGCUAAGAUACUCCAGCACGCAGAGACUCUCCAGACGAAGCUCGCCAAUUGCGUGGCAGGAUGGACAUCGGAAAUUUACCAGAAGGCAGAUAAGCAUAUGUCGUGCGCCAGACCAGCGAUCCAGGCUAUAACGCAAGGCCAGGUCAAAGGGCCGAUCCUCAAGAGAAACCUGGUAGCCAUCUUCCAGGGUCGGCAUGCCUCGAGCAUCGACUCUCCCAACGUCAGGGUGAGGAAGGAAAGAAGGACGCAAAAGUGCGAGACUCUUCGCGGUCUGGAACCUGCCGUCAUCCUGGCAUGGGGUGCCUCAUUGCCCCCAAGCACGUGGGAGGAAAUGGACCGGCUUGUAUUUAACGAUCUCAUCAAACAGGUAACUGAGGAGGCGCCCACAGACCUGCCGCCGAGCGUAAGAGAAACUAUCAGUGCUCUGGGGAAGGAAGAGCCUCUCUGCAGUAUCGCGAUAUACCACAAUUUCAUACGAGGUGGGCUACCCGUGUUGAUAGGGCGCGAGGUGGAAGGAAUUGCUGAGAAAACGGGGGAAACCCACAUAGGUAUCGAAGAACUCGCUGGCAGCCCGCCGGAACACCAGGGAUCAAAGAGACAGAGGCUCGAUGAGGAUGGGAGUGCUCAACGGCAGCCGGUGCCGGAUCCGGCUUCGCAUGGCGGAGACGCUGACCCGGCCUGGAGCGCCUCAGGCCCAGGCCCGUUGCCUUGGGUUGGGGCAGAGCCCCAAGAGUUGCAGUUGAACGAUGCACAAGACUGUGAGUAGCUCUGGCUUCACUUCCCACCCUUAAGAUGCGGAAUUUGGCUUGCUGAUGUGGAGUUUUGGAAAAGACUCCCUCCCCCUGAAUCAAUUGCGUUUCGAUGUGCCGGACGAAAAGGUGGUGGAUCUGCUGGGGCUCCGGACCA